CAAACCUGAAAACUCUAAUUUACUCCAUUCUUCUUCAAUUUCACUGACUUGAUAUAAUCCUCACGUAAUGUGGUCAUAGCCGAAGCUUAGCUGCGACCAUAUAGUCACGGCAAGUGACUAUUGCCAAUAUGAAAUCGUCGAAGACAUAUGCCAAGGGCCAUCGCGGCAAAGCGCGGCUUCAGGACACGAGUCAGGAGCUCGACAAGUGCUUUCGCAAGCUUUAUGGACCACGGUGGCCGGCGCUGCAGGCCGCGCUGCUGAAGCCCACCCAGCACGCCGCGGUGGUGAACGCCUUUGUGGGCACGCCCGCUGACUCUGGCGAUGCAGCCUCCGCAGCUGCCUCUGCCUCCUCCUCAUCCAUCACCACGGCAUCCAAUGCUGCUGGCUUGGUGCCUCUGCUGAGCCUGGGCGGCGUGCUGAGCACGCUGUGCCGGGGCCCGGGCACAAAACCAUCCAGCCCCUAUCCGCCCCCACCCCUGGACCCUGGGUCGGCCCUGCGCUGCUGGUACUGGAUGGAUCUGGCAUCAGUGAUGCCGGUGCUGCUGCUGGCGCCGCGCAGGGGCCACGCCGCGCUGGACAUGUGCGCAGCCCCCGGCGGCAAGGCGUGCCUCAUCGCGCAGCGGCUGUUUGGGCCGGGCGCUUUGGUGCCUGCGCCGCCCGCGCCAGCUCCCGCGGUGCCCGUGGAGGCGGCAAACGCCGAGCAGCCAGGCAGCAUCGGGAGAGAGAGCGGGACAGGAGGGAAGACCCCCGGCGGCGUCUCAGUGUCUGGGUCGGCGGCAGAGGCAGCACCUCAUCAGCUGCCGCUGCCGCGUCUGCCGCUGGGGCCAGGCAAGCUGGUGUGCAAUGAGCCGGACCGGCAGCGGCUGGCUCGGCUGCAGCGGGUAAUUGAGGAGUACGUGCCGCCUCACUCCAGGGCGAACAUCGAGACGCUCAACUACGCCGGCCACACCUACUGGGGCCGCAACCAAGGCGCCACCUACGACCGGGUGCUGGUGGAUGCGCCCUGCUCGUCAGACCGACACGUGAUGCAGCAAGCCGCCACCACCUCGCGCGGCGUCAUCUCGGCCUCGGACUGGAGCCUGGAGGGCUGCAAGCGCAUCGCGGACGAGCAGCUGCAGCUGUGCCUGGCGGCCAUGCGCGCGCUGCGGGUGGGCGGCCGGCUGGUGUACUCCACAUGCUCCAUCGCCGCGCUGCAGAAUGACGACGUCGUGGAGCGCCUGCUGCGCCGCUGUAACGCUGGCGGGGCCGUGGGCGCGGCUGGCUCAGCAGCCGCAGCCGCAGGUGGCGGCGGCGGCGGCGCCGCUGCGGCACGGGUGCUGCCGGCACUGGAGGUCCUGCAGGCGGAGCUUGCGGAGGUGUUGGCGGUGGGCGUUCCGGCAGGGAGACCUGGAGGAGGAGGAGCGGGAGCUGCGACAGGGGCAGGCGUGGCGGGGACGGGGCAAGGGGCUGACGUGGCGGCGGCGGCGGAGUGGGUCAAGGUGACAGGAAUGGAGGCAACACGGCAUGGGGCCAUCUGCCUGCCCGACCGCGGCGGCUGGGGCCCCAUCUACGUGGCUGUGAUUGAAAAGACGGGCGAGGGGGUGGCGGCAGGGGGGACCGGCGGGGGAGGGCUGGUGGCAGGGAUGGCGGCGCUGCUGCGGCCCCAGCCGGAGUCGGAGUCGGAGGCGGAGGCGGAGGAGGAGAAGGAGAAGGGAGAGGGAGCGGGAGAGGCAGGAGUGGCAGAGGGGAACGGCGCUGAGGCCGGUCAGGAGGCCCAGCCAUGAUCGCGGUCGUGCGGAAAGGACUCAAGGAGAAGGAGGCGCACUGCAUACGCAAGCAGAACCUCGUGCUGGAAUCCCAGGCUUGCGAUGUCUCCAAGGAGCAUGCCUGCAGCCAGGGUUUAUGCAGCAGCACACAGCGCUCUCCCGAUGCCUUUUUUUUAGCGUAUGUUAUGCGUGGCUGCGCAUUGCCGCUCGUCCUUGCCGUGUCCCUGAACCCUGAGUCCACCGCUCAAGUCAUGACGUGCACUUAUUACUGACAAUGUUGGGGGACCGGCAAGAGGCAUGGGAUGCCUACCUAAGCCCGUGUGGGUGUGGGUUGGAGCGCCUGUGGUCCGCACCCCGGCUGGGGGUGUUGUUGUCACACACCCUGGUCAACCCUGUAAAGGAUGAAGCCUAAAAA
Chlamydomonas reinhardtii is the source of this 2160-nucleotide messenger RNA. RefSeq lists its product as uncharacterized. Gene Ontology annotation, biological process: rRNA methylation. Gene Ontology annotation, molecular function: methyltransferase activity. The record is from RefSeq and is a predicted model, not a curated record. Lineage: Eukaryota; Viridiplantae; Chlorophyta; Chlorophyceae; Chlamydomonadales; Chlamydomonadaceae. Gene Ontology annotation, cellular component: mitochondrial large ribosomal subunit. Bases 129 to 1763 code for a protein of 544 amino acids. The transcript has 5 exons.